UCAGCGCCGGCCCUCGGCGGCGCGGCGGAGCCAUGAGCUGGGGCACGGAGCUGUGGGACCAGUUUGACAACUUAGAAAAACACACGCAAUGGGGUAUUGAUGUUCUGGAAAAGUACAUCAAGUUUGUAAAAGAAAGAACAGAGAUUGAACUCAGCUAUGCAAAGCAGCUUAGGAAUCUUUCAAAGAAAUACCAACCCAAAAAGAACUCCAAAGAGGAGGAAGAAUACAGGUACACAUCAACUAGAGCCUUCCUAGCCACUUUAAAUGAAAUGAAUGACUAUGCCGGACAGCAUGAGGUCAUUUCUGAGAACAUGACCUCUCUUAUCACUGGAGAGUUAACACGCUAUGUGCAGGAGCUGAAACAAGAGAGGAAAUCGCACUUCCAUGAUGGCAGAAAGGCACAACAACAUAUUGAAACUUGCUGGAAACAACUUGAAGCAAGUAAAAGGCGGUUUGAACGUGAUUGCAAAGAAGCUGAUCGAGCACAGCAGUAUUUUGAGAAAAUGGAUGCUGACAUCAAUGUUACAAAAGCAGAUGUUGAAAAAGCAAGACAGCAAGCCCAGCUGCGACAUCAAAUGGCAGAAGACAGCAAAGCGGAAUAUUCUUCCACUCUACAGAAGUUCAACAGUGAGCAACAUGAUCAUUACUACACACACAUACCAAACAUCUUCCAGAAAAUACAAGAUAUGGAGGAAAGAAGAAUCGUGAGGAUAGGUGAAUCCAUGAAAACUUUCGCAGAGGUUGACCGCCAAGUGAUCCCUAUCAUUGGAAAGUGUCUGGAUGAAAUAACAAAGGCUGCAGAAUCAAUUGAUCACAAAAAUGAUUCACAGCUGGUAAUAGAAGCCUUUAAAUCAGGGUUCGAGCCUCCGGGAGAUAUCGACUUUGAGGACUUCACGCAGCCAAUGAAGCGGACUGUCUCGGAAUCUAGCCUUUCCAACUCCAGAGGGGAUGGGAAGUCUGAGCCGAAAUUUGGUAGCAAAUCCAAGGGCAAGUUGUGGCCAUUCAUCAAGAAAAAUAAGCUUAUGUCCCUUUUAACAUCCCCCCAUCAGCCCCCUCCUCCUCCCCCUGCCUCUGCCUCACCCUCUGCUGUUCCCAACGGCCCCCAGUCUCCCAAGCAGCAAAAGGAACCCCUCUCCCAUCGCUUCAACGAGUUCAUGACCUCCAAACCCAAAAUCCACUGCUUCAGGAGCCUAAAGCGCGGGCUUUCUCUCAAGCUGGGAGCAGGGCCAGAAGACUUCAGCAAUCUCCCACCUGAGCAAAGAAGAAAGAAACUUCAGCAAAAAGUCGAUGAACUAAACAAAGACAUUCAGAAGGAGAUGGAUCAAAGAGAUGCCUUAACAAAAAUGAAAGAUGUGUAUAUCAAGAACCCACAGAUGGGAGAUGCAGCAAGUGUGGACCAGAGAUUAGCAGAACUUGGACAGAACAUUGAAAAGUUACGAUUAGAAGUUCAGAAAUUUGAGGGCUGGCUGGCUGAGGUGGAGGGCAGGCUACCCAUGCGGACUGAACAGGCCCGGCGGCAGAGUGGACUGUAUGAAGCCCAGAACACUUCAGCAGUGAACAGCUGUGCGCAGGACCGGGAGAGCCCAGAUGGCAGUUACACAGAAGAGCAAAGCCAGGAGACUGAGAUGAAAGUACCUGCAACGGAUUUUGACGAUGAAUUUGAUGAUGAAGAACCACUACCCACCAUAGGAACAUGUAAAGCGCUCUAUACAUUUGAAGGUCAGAAUGAAGGAACCAUUUCUGUAGCAGAAGGAGAAAUGCUCUAUGUAAUAGAAGAAGACAAAGGUGAUGGGUGGACACGAAUCCGAAGGAAUGAAGAUGAGGAGGGCUAUGUCCCUACAUCAUAUGUUGAAGUCUAUUUGGACAAAAAUGCCAAAGGUGCUAUGACUUAUAUUUAA
Gavia stellata (red-throated loon) is the source of this 1898-nucleotide messenger RNA. It is a transcript of the gene FNBP1, whose product is annotated as formin binding protein 1. The transcript is spliced from 16 exons. The coding region runs from base 33 to 1898 and encodes 621 amino acids. Gene Ontology annotation, biological process: signal transduction; endocytosis. The record is from RefSeq and is a predicted model, not a curated record. Gene Ontology annotation, molecular function: protein binding. NCBI's taxonomy places the organism in Eukaryota, Metazoa, Chordata, Aves, Gaviiformes, Gaviidae.